This is a messenger RNA of Rotaria sp. Silwood2, 531 nucleotides long. Lineage: Eukaryota; Metazoa; Rotifera; Eurotatoria; Philodinida; Philodinidae. The record is from the annotation of a GenBank genome assembly.
AUGAUCAUUGAUGAUCGUAUGGUUAUAUGUGGUAGUGCAAAUAUAAAUGAUCGUUCAUUAGUUGGUAACCGUGAUAGUGAAUUUUGUAUUGUAAUAAAUGAUCUUGAAGAAGAAGAUGGUCGAUUUAAUGGUCAACCAGUUCGUGUAGGAAAAUUUUGUUCUAGUUGGCGUAAAAAAAUCUUUGAGAUGUUAUUAGGUAUUCAAUUCGAGAAUCCAAAUAAUGUUGAUAUAACUGAUCCAGUAUCAGAUGAGUUCUAUUCUUAUUUUCAAAAUGUAGCAAAACAAAAUACACUCAUUUAUGAAGAAGUUUUUGCUACAAUGCCUACUGAUCGUGCUAGAACAUUUGCUCAAGUUACUGCAUAUAAUGACAUGCCUAAGAUGAAAGAUACUGAUCCGAUAGAAGCACAACAAAAACUGAAAGACAUUCAAGGUUUUAUUGUCGAAUAUCCACUUUAUUUUCUUGAUGAGGAAAACUAUUUACCUAGUUGGACAUCCCGCGAAGGUAUAGCACCAUUGAUAAUAUGGACAUAG